AUGCUCCCUACAUCCUCCAUAAAACUCACCCUCCUCUUCCUCACAACAUCUCUCCUCCAAACCGGAACACCUACCGCAAUCCCCCGACAAGCCGCCUGUGGUACACUUCCAUCCCCCAUCCCCACCCCCUCAAUAUCCUACCUUCCAGACCCCUUCACAAACCUCGCGGGCCAACGCAUCACCACCACAGAUCAAUGGACCUGCCGCAAAAACGAACUCAGUCUGCUCUUCCAAAACCUCGAACUAGGAAUCCUUCCCCCCAAACCCUCAUCCGUAACUUCCUCUUUCUCUGGCAACACCCUCUCAAUAACUUGUUCCGAUUCCGGGAAAUCAAUCUCUUUUAGCGUGUCCAUUACCUAUCCUUCUACUGGCACUGCUCCCUAUCCAGCUAUCAUCGCUUAUGGAGGUGGUAGUAUACCUGCUCCUGCGGGCGUCGCUAUCAUUAACUAUAACAAUGAUCAAAUCGCACAGCAAAAUGACCAAUCAAGUCGCGGUAAAGGACUCUUUUACAAUCUCUACGGCUCCACCCAUUCAGCAGGCGCAAUGGUAGCCUGGGCCUGGGGCGUCGACCGCAUCCUGGACGCACUAGAACAAACCCCCAACGCCAAAAUGAACCCCGCAAGCGUAGGCGUAACAGGAUGUUCACGCAACGGCAAAGGAGCCCUAAUAGCCGGAGCCUUCUGUCCCCGCAUCGCGCUUACCAUACCGCAAGAAUCCGGUUCCGGCGGAGACGCCAGCUGGCGCAUUUCAGACAGCAUAGGCUCGAGUACUCAAACGGCGUCUGAAAUCGUAGGCGAAAAUGUCUGGUUCAGCACCUCUUUUAAUACCUGGACGAACCGCAUUCCUACCCUCCCAUUCGAUCACCACGAAUUAGCAGCUCUCGUCUCACCGCGUCCAUUGCUCGCUAUCGAAAAUACCGAUUACGUAUGGCUGGGACCUCUUUCAUCAUAUGGAGCCAUGACGGCGGCAAAGUAUAUUUAUCAAGCUGUAGGCGCAUCUGCGAAUUUUGGUUUUUCGCAAGUGGGCGGUCAUAGUCAUUGUGUAUUUCCGAGUUCUCAGCAAGGUGAUUUAGAUGCAUUUGUGAAUCGAUUUUUGAAAAAUGGGACGGGUAAUACGGAGAUUUUUCGUAGUACGGGUAAUUUGGCGUUUAAUGAGAAUCAGUGGAUUCCUUGGAAGGGGAAUGUGCCGGUUUUGAGUGCCGGGUCUGGACAACCGGUUACGAGUAGUACGAGUACGACGGCUGUUUCUGCGCCCACGACAACGACUUCUGGUGUGGCUACGACGACUUCGAUUAGUGUUCCGGUACCCACGGCUAAUUGUCAGCCUCGUUGGGCUCAAUGUGGUGGGAUUGGAUAUACGGGGGCGACUUGUUGUGCACUGCUUCGAAUGUCUAUUAUUCUCAAUGCUUGUGAGAAUUAA
Sclerotinia sclerotiorum 1980 UF-70 is the source of this 1419-nucleotide messenger RNA. RefSeq lists its product as hypothetical. The transcript has 2 exons. The coding region runs from base 1 to 1419 and encodes 472 amino acids. Gene Ontology annotation, cellular component: extracellular region. NCBI's taxonomy places the organism in Eukaryota, Fungi, Ascomycota, Leotiomycetes, Helotiales, Sclerotiniaceae. The record is from RefSeq and is a predicted model, not a curated record. Gene Ontology annotation, molecular function: cellulose binding. Gene Ontology annotation, biological process: carbohydrate metabolic process.